Molecule: messenger RNA, 636 nt
Organism: Nestor notabilis (Kea)
Lineage: Eukaryota; Metazoa; Chordata; Aves; Psittaciformes; Psittacidae
Product: leucine-rich glioma-inactivated protein 1-like
Biological process (GO): myelination in peripheral nervous system; neuron maturation
Source: RefSeq, a predicted model, not a curated record
AUCCGGCUCCAGGCGUUGGGAAGCGGCCGCUUGAGACGUCCCCACGCGGUGGCCAGCGCCCGCCUUGGUGGCCAAUGGUACCUGGGGGUGGCCGAUAGCUCCAAAGGAGGCACCAGCACCCUCUUUAGAUGGGCUACUCAUGAUAGGGAGUUAGGGGGAAGACCGGCUCUGGUGGUCUGCAGUGGGACCAGGAGGCCCUUGGUCUAUAGGUGGAGUGGGGUGGCCUUCACCCCCCACACGGACAUCCCGCAUGUGCCUGAUGUCUACGCGGCCAAGCACUUCAGGAUGAGGGGACACGUGUUGCUCUGCUCGAGGUUCCUCGGGGAUGCUAAGGUGAUGCGCUGGGAAGGCUCCAUGUUCCGGGAAGUGCAGCAGGUCCCAGCACGUGGCUCCAUGGUCUUCCAACCCUUGGCUUUGGCCGGUCAACGCUACGUCCUCCUGGGCAAUGACUAUGCCCCGAGCCGUGUCUAUCGCCUUGGUCCUGGUGGCCACCUCGAGCCCAUCCAGGAGCUCCUGGCCCCAUCUCCUCGCUCCUUCGCACCCAUCUCCUUGGGUGACCGGCACUUCCUGGUGGCCUCCAGCUUCAAAGGGGCCACCCAGAUCUACGGGCACAUCACCAUUGACCUGGGGGCUUGA